Dicentrarchus labrax (European seabass) is the source of this 9567-nucleotide messenger RNA. RefSeq names its product inner ear-specific collagen. NCBI's taxonomy places the organism in Eukaryota, Metazoa, Chordata, Actinopteri, Moronidae. Gene Ontology annotation, molecular function: protein binding. The transcript is spliced from 4 exons. The record is from RefSeq and is a predicted model, not a curated record. The coding region runs from base 6627 to 8096 and encodes 489 amino acids.
GAUUGAAGCUGAUUGUUUGAAGCUGAUUGAUUGAUUGAAGUUGAUUGAUUGAAGCUGGUUGAAGCUGAUUGAUUGAAGCUGAUUGAUUAAAGCUGAUUGGUUGAAGCUGACUGAUUGAAGCUGAUUGAUUGAAGCUGUGUAUUUUGUGUAGAGAACAACUGCAUUGAUCCGACUGUUGUUCGGAGGUUUUUUUUUGUUUUGUUUUUUAUACUUUUUUUUAUUGGAGACCAGCAUUUCACAAGCAUCAAUACAAGAUACACAGUUAUUCCACAGCUGUUUUCCACCCUUUUCUGUUCCAUGGAACAUUAGAACAAAGAACCAGAAAAGGAACAUCCCCCAAGAACAAAGAGGGAGAGAAGAAAAAAUAAAUAAAUAAAUAAAUAAAUAAACAAACAAAUAAGCAAAAAUAAAAUGCACAAGUAGUCAACAAGUUGGUGAAAACAAAUAGGUACAUAAAUACAAAGAACAAACAAACAAAAUAGAACAAAACACAAAGGGAGGUGAAAGAGAGAAAUCGACAAUAAUAAUAAAAGUAAAAACAAUAGACAAAUAAAUAGAGGAUGCCCAGUGUGUUCACUAAACAAUUUGAUAGAAUAAAAAAUUGGAUGCAUCAGAUUGAUUCAGUUGGGGUCCAAAGAGGUGAGGGUGUUUACAUAUGUGAUGAGAGGCUGCCAUCUUUCAUAAAAAUUGGCUGCUGAGCCUCUUAGGGAGUAUUUAACUUUUUCCAAUGACAGAAAGGACAUUAAAUCACUUAACCAAGAAGUAGUAGGAGGAGCAUUUGGGCUUUUCCAAUGCAGUAGAAUACGUCUGCGGGCUAUGAGCGAGGCAAAAGCAACAACAUCAGAGUUUUUCUUAGUGAGACUAGUUGGAGUACGAGGUACCCCAAAGAUGGAUAUCAGUGGGCAGUGUUCCAACUUGAUACUGAGGGCAUUGUUUAACGAUUUAAAAAAACAUGACCAGAAAUGGACUAGUUUGGGACAAGAAAAAAACCUAUGAACAUGGUCUGCUGGAGAUAAACCACAUCUAUCACAGAUAUCAUUUGUGCCUGGAAAUAGCCUACUAAUUCUGUUUUUUGUGAAAUGAAUUUUGUGGAGAACCUUAAAUUGGAUUAAACUGAGACGAGCACAAGAAGAUGUAGAAUUGACCCUGAUCAGUGCCUCUCUCCACCACUCAUCUGUCAAAUCAAAGCCAAGCUCCCUUUCCCAACUCUCCCUGACCCUCACCAGGGAAGACAUGUUCGAAGAUGAUAUGAGGUCAAAUAAUACUGAAAUCUUACUACGAGCCAUUGGAAGAGAGAGUACCUCAGUAAGAAGAGAUCCCAUUGGAGAUUGGGGGAAAGAAGUAAAGUGUGUGCGAGCAUAAUUCCGUGCUUGGAAAUAUCGAAACGUGUGAGAUUGGGGCAAAUUAUAUUUAACACGGAGAUCAUUAAAUGUAGCAAAUAAGCCCUUUGAAUAUAAAUCUGAAAAACGAACCAGACCUCUCUCUCUCCACAAAGUGAAAGCUGUGGCUGCAUUGGAGGGGGGGAAGAAAUGAUUAUUGCAAAUAGGGCUUAAUGGUAUGGGUGUUGAAAGUUUGAAAUUUUGCCUGAAUUGUUUCCAAAUUUUCAAAGAGGAAAGUACAAUUGGGUUUUUGAUAUAACUAGGAUAACGAGAAGCUAGAGGGGCACAAACCAGAGCCGCAAGAGAUGAGGGAUGGCAAGAAGCAUCUUCCAUUAUGCACCAGUCCAAACUGGGAGAAUUACACCAGGCAUGGAUUUUUUGAAGAUUGGCAGCCCAAUAGUAAAAUAAUAAGUUAGGCAGUGCAAGGCCCCCAUCUGAUUUGCUUCUUUGGAGUGUUGUUCGACACGCUCUUGGGUUCUUACCAGCCCAAACAAAUUUUGAGAUCAUUUUGUCUAAAAUAUGUAUAAAUGAUUUAGAUAAAAAAAAUUGGAAGACACUGGAAAAGAAACAAAAAUCUCGGAAGACUAUUCAUUUUAAUAGAAUUGAUUCUGCCUAUCAAAGAGAGAGGGAGGGAGUCCCAGCGCGCCAGAUCAGACUUAAUUUCCAUUACCAAUUUUGUAAAAUUAUUCUUAUAUAGUGAGGGGAGAGAAUGAGAAAUAUUGAUACCUAAAUAGCGAAAGCUGUUAUGAGCUAAUCGGAACGGUAGUGCAUUUGAUGGGAUCUGUUUAGCUGUUAUGUUUACCGGAAAACACUCGCUUUUACUGAUGUUUAAUUUAUAACCUGAAAAUGAUCCGAAAGUUGUCAAGAUUUGUAAAAUAUUAUCUACACAGCUAACUGGGUCAGUGAUAUAUAGCAACAGGUCAACAGCAUAGAGAGACACCCGAUGCUCCAGUCCAGCUACCAGUGAAACAUGAAGAAGAUUUGAGAGCAAUGGAAAGAGGCUCUAUUGCUAUGGCAAAAAGCAAGGGGGAGAUUGGGCAACCUUGGCGGGUCCCUCUUGAUAGAGGGAAAUAUUCAGACCUUUGAAAGUUAGUUGUCACAGAAGCAGAAGGGGCAGAGUAUAAAAGUUGUAUCCAUGAAAUAAAUUUAGACCCAAAGCCAAAUUUCCCCAAAACAGAAAACAAGUAGUCCCAUUCAACCCUAUCGAAGGCUUUCUCCGCAUCUAAAGAUAUAACCAUUUCAGCAGCUUGGGAUGUGUUAGGAGAUAGUACAAUAUUUAAAAGUCUUCUAAUGUUAGAUGAUAGUUGGCGACCUCUAACAAACCCUGUUUGAUCCAAAGAAAUUAUAUCUGGUAGACAAGGGUCCAAGCGGCAUGCUAGUACUUUGGCUAAAAGUUUUAUGUCUGAAUUUAAUAAACUUAUUGGUCUCCAGUUGCUACAUUCAUCUAAGUUCUUGUCUUUCUUAGGAAUGAGCGAGAUUAAAGCCUGAUUUAAAGUUGGCGGCAGAGAGCCCCGCUUCAGUGAAUCAUUAAACAUGUCUAAUAACAAAGGAGCAAGUUGGUGGGAGAACUUUUUAUAAAAGUCAACCGGAAAUCCAUCCGGCCCGGGAGCUUUGUUAUUUUGUAUUAAUUUAAGACAAGAAGUUAAUUCUUCCAACUGUAUAGGUUUUUCCAACUCCUCUUUAAUACGAGGAUCUAUGGUAGGUAUAUCAAUGUUAUCCAGGAAAUUAUCCAUUGUGGUCCUAUUUGCAGGAGGUUCGGACUGAUACAGGUUAGAAUAAUAGAAAGCGAAGGUGGAAUUUAUUUCAGCUGGGCUGACAGUUAGAGAGCGAGAGGAGUCAUAAAUUUGUGAUAUGAAAUUUGAGGCAGACCGGCGUUUAAGUUGGAGGGCGAGGAGACGGCUGGCUUUAUCACCAUAUUCAUAGUAAGUCCCUUUGGUCCAUCUUAAAAGGUACUCUGCUUUAUGUGUAGAGAGAAGGUCAUAAUCAGAUUGUAAUGUAACCCUUUUAGCAUACAAUUCUGGACUGGGGGAGCAUGAGUAUUCUCUAUCUACGCUGAGGAUUACAUCAAAAAGCUCUUGCUGUUUUUGUUUAUUUUUCCUAGCCAGAUGUGUGCUGUAUGAGAUAAUAUCUCCCCUAAUUACCGCUUUUAAUGUUUCCCAUAACAGAGAGGGCGAUGUGGCCUCAGUCUUAUUAUUCUCAAGGAAAACAUCUAUUUUUUUUAAAAUUUAAUCACAGAACUCAGCUUUAGCUAGUAGCCCUGUAUUAAACUUCCACUGAUUUGUAGUGAUAGGUGCUAAAUCUAAAAUGUGAGGAGCAUGAUCAGAAAUAACAAUAGCAGAAUAUUCAGUGGAUUUGUGUUGUAUGUUAUAUGUUAAAGAGUUCGGUCUAGACCUGCUCUAUUUGAAAAGUGUCCUGAGAUAACUUCUGUUAUGAAUUGGCGCUAUACAAAUAAAAUUGAAUUGAAUUUAAUUGAAUUGAAAUUUCACAACAGGUAGAAGAGCCCUAUCUAUAAAAAAAUUGUCGAUGCAGGAAUAAGAUUGGUGUACUUUGGAGAAAUAAGAAAAUUAUUUUGAGAAUGGGUGGAGCAGGCGCCAAGCAUCUAUGCAGCCCAAUUGGCUCAUGAUAGAUGAUAAUGUCUUCGACAUGGCAGAGGGUAUAAGUACUUUCGGAUGGGAUCGGUCAAGUUUGGGGUCUAUUACUAGGUUCAGGUCCCCCCCUAAAAUGAGACGAUGGGUAUCCAAGUUGGGGAUUUUGGAAAAAAGGGAAGUCAUAAAAUUUGGGUUGUCCCAAUUAGGGGCGUAAACAUUAACCAAUACAACUGAAGUCUGAUAUAAUGUGCCACUUACUAUAACAUAACGCCCAUGGGGAUCAGAUAUGACCUGAUCAGGGGAGAACUGGAUACGUUUAUUAUAAAGAAUAGCAGCGCCUCUGGAUUUACUAUUGAAAGCUGAAUGGAAUAUUUGCACUUUAGAUCGCUUUAUUGGGUCCCCAAGUCCACGAACGUUCCAACUCACAAGCCGAAUACUAGACCCACUCAGUCCUCUCUGGGAGAUACUUGGGCUAACCAUUAAUCACUUGUGAAUGAUUAAAUGCAAAGAUAUUAAUAAGAAUGGCAGGAAAUAAAUGAGCAUCCUGGUUAGGAACCAGAUGAGCAUCACGGUAGCAUCCAAAUGAAGUUAGCUUUAAGAAAGAAACACAAAAAACCUCCCAGUAAGUAAAGAAAGAACACACAUACCUCCCAAAAACACACUGGCCAGUGUAUAGACUGUAAGCCAUCCAACAAGUUGCUUCCUAAGCUCGUCGUAACGGAACAAGACGAGUUGCAAGACUGGAGUAUACACAACCGGUUUACCAUGCAGUAGGUUCUACCUCCUGAAGAACCAAAAUAUACGCCAUAUAAAAGUUUGUAACACCUAUUUAUGAAAGCAAUCUGGAGUAACACUGAAAGGCGGGAAAAGGAAGGACCUGUAAUUGUACCAGAUUGAACAUAUAAUCCUCCAGCUAAAAUGUGCAGGCAAAGAUAGGAGAGAAUCCCUCUUUAAAAUUACGAAGUGAAUAAUAAAAAAUAAAAGUAAAAAUACAAAUAAAAUUAAAAAAAAUACACUAAAAUAAAUUGUUUCAGGCCAUAGACUGGUGACUUCAAGCCCCAUACAAAGUAAAGACAGUGGUGGAUUUUAAUACCCACAUGUCAGGGAAUUAAGAGUGUGUUUCCUUGAACAGACAAGACAUUUUAUAUAUAAACAAAACACAAAAGCCACAGGCGGAAUAAAGCAAAACAGCUGGCCAUGAUAUUUAACUACUGUCCGCAUCUAACUGGAGAUAGGAUGGAGUAAUAUGUGGUACUGUUCAUAGUCUGUGGUCCAUUUCAACAGUGUAGUCGCGCCUUACCUCGAGAAAGUCCAGCAAAAAAUUAAAAAAAUAAAUAAAUAAAGAUAAUGGUCCCAAGAGAAUCGUUAAUUCACAUGAAUCGGUGAUCGUUCCACCCGUUCCCUCUUUCAUGAGUCGCGUAUGCGUUCCUCGUAAAACAGCUCCGCUUGCUCCGGGGAGUCGAAGAUGUGGGUCACACCGUUGAAAGUGACGCGCAGCCGGGCAGGGCUAGGAUUUCACCUGGUUGAAAGCAGCUCGCCUCUUCGCCACUGCAGCACUGAAGUCUUCGUAAAACUUGAUGUUAUGACCCCGAUAAAUCAUAUUGCGGUGUUCCUUUGCCCAAAGCAACACUCUCUCUUUAUCGAUGUAGCGGUGAAAGCGCACUAUCACAGGGCAGGAUCUUUGACGAGGUUUGGGUCUGAGACUACGAUGGGCACAGUCUAGUUCAGGUGUGGAGUUCGAUCUGUAGCGUCUGUAGCCACUUCCUUGAAUAAAUCAGCCAUGAAUUGUCUCGGGUUGUUACCUUCAAUGUCUUCAGGAAGUCCAAUCACUCUUAGAUUCUGAUGCUUUGAGCGAGACACCAAGUCCUCCAAGGCAGCCUGGAGAGCACUGUUCUCUUCCGUUAUAGAGGUUAGCUUGGAGCGUAGCUCCACUACGUCUUGCUCCAGGCUAGUGAUGUUAUCCGAGUGGGUCGAGAGGGCCGUUUCCAUCUCCGAAAUUGUAGAAGUGUGUUUAGCCACAGUGGUGGCAAUGGACUCAAGAGCUGAAUUAAUUGGGGCGAGGGCCGCAUUCAAAGAGGCGGUGAGCUCCGCAGUAGUGCUUUUCCUAGAUUUUUCCAGUUCGAUGAUUAGCGUUUCCAAAGUGAGAGGGGAAGGCCCUGACGCCAUGUUGCUAGCUUCCCGACCAGAGAAGGGGAGAGUCUGUUGUUGUACCUGACUUUUCCGAGAUUGUUUACUCAUUCUUAUGCAGGUUCAGCGCGACGUUCAUUAAAAUAGGUAGUUACACCGAAAAUAUACUUGAAAGAAUGAUGUAAUUAACAAAUUUUCACGAAAUUGUACGGAGGUAUGCCCCACACGUCCGUCCUCUACAUCGUCAAACCGGAAGUUCGUUCGGAGGUUUAAUGAUUGCAAUAAAAAACAUGAAUAUUGUUGCAGUUGAAGGAAUUAUGCAUGACUGAGACACAGUGGCAAGUUGAUUUAUAAAUAUUUUUACAGCAGUUAGCCAGACUGCGUGCACCUUCCUGUCUCACCUAUCUCACAUUCAGAGAUGGUUUCCUAUGUGAGGGCAUCGGUAGGAUUUACUUUAAGAUACUUCAGGAUGUUUCAGGUUCUUUACGGUGUUGAUCAUGUUUGACAGAAAUGAUGUAAACACUGGUGGCUGAUGGGAAACUUCUCUGUUCAGACCAUGCAGACCUUCAUUCUUCACCUACUGCUGAUGGCGAUUCCCCUCCCCGUUGUCACAGCGACGCCUGCACCUAUCUCCGAGGAAGGCUGGGAGCCCCCCUUCGGCACUCCUCCCACGCCCCCCUACCCACCCAUGAACGGCCCCAGACUCAAUUUUUACCCUGAUGUAGUCAACGCAACAGAGGCGCCGGCUGGGGCCCUGGAGGCAUACUGCCAGACGCUGCUGCAGGCACCGGUCCCCUUACCUGCAGACCAGAUCCCCUGGUUCUGUCUCUGCACAUACUGCCAGAGCAGCAAGGGGCCCAAGGGAGACCGAGGAGACCGCGGACUACCAGGUACUCCAGGUAGCCCUGGACGAAGAGGGAUGACGGGGUUCAGAGGUCCUCCAGGUUUUACAGGCAGACAAGGAGUCAAAGGACAGAAAGGAGACGAGGGUGAGAAGGGAGACAGAGGGCCCCAGGGUGUUUUUGGACCCAAAGGAGACAGAGGAUUCAAAGGUGACAAAGGCGAACAAGGUCUGGAGGGCCCUCCAGGUGAUCAGGGUCUUAAAGGAGAUGAUGGGUUCUGUCCAGAUGCCUGCGAGUCAAGCCAGGGUCCCCCAGGACCAUCUGGUCUUCCUGGCCCUGUAGGAUCUAGAGGUCUUCCUGGUAUCCCAGGACUUCUGGGUCCCAAAGGCGAGAAGGGUGACACAGGGGAUCUGGGUCAACCUGGUGUCCCUGGAUCUGCGGGUCAGAAAGGAGAACCAGGUCCUCAGGGGGACUGUAACUGUACAGAUGGGGUAGAUGGGGCUGCAGGGAAUAAUGGAGAUAAAGGAAACAAGGGGGAUGAGGGACAGAUGGGGAUUGCGGGGCAGGGAGGGCCAAAGGGGGAUAAGGGGGACAUGGGGCUCAUGGGGAUGAUGGGUCUUCCUGGUCCCUGCAUGUCCAACAUCCAGUCAGCAUUUGCUGCAGGUCUGGAGUCCAGCUACCCACCACCCCAAGCCCCAGUGGUCUUCUCCCAAGUCCUGUACAACAUCCAGGGCAGCUAUGACCCCAGCACUGGAAUCUACACCGCUCCCGUCAACGGCACCUACAUCCUCAGUUACCAUAUCACAGUCCACGAACGAGUCCUCAAAGUUGGCCUCUUCCACAACUUCAGACCGGUUAUCAAAACCACUGAGACCAAACUGUUAGGGACCACCUCACAUUCAGUAGUCCUCCACCUGGCCCGUGGUCACCGGGUGUGGAUCCAGGUGAAGGAUCAGGUUACUAAUGGUAUGUUUGCUGGCAUUGAGUCCAGCAGUACCUUCUCUGGGUACUUGCUCCACCCUGAUAACUGUGAUAUGGCCAUACUUAGAUCACCCAUGCCCCCAAUAAGCCCACCACAGGGGGGAUACACCUGGGACGGCACCCCUGAGUCCAGCACCGCCAAACCCCCAACUUCACCAGCUGGUGGAGGAUUCAAUUAGCUUUAGUGAUGAAUAAAUAGUUUUUGGUCGCCAGUAGAAGAGAGACCUCCGUACAUUGAUAUUCUUACACCAAUCAACCAACAAAUGCUCAGUAUGAGGAUUAGAUUAGUCUGACCCAUGAAAAGAGACCCCCUUAACUGUUGACAAAUUCAUUAACACUAUUGACGUCUACCAAACAAUGCACAUUGGGCCUCAUACAAGAGCCACUCAUACAGACAAAUCUGUCCUUAAUUGGUUUGUAGGAUUUAGGAGAACUUGCAGCAUUCACUAAUUUUCUCUUAUUUUGAAUUUCUUCUUCAGUAUGAAGACAGUUUACAAGGUCCAGACUCUCGUAGGAGUCACACAAAAGUUCCCAUUCCUUAAAAAUGUAUUUCCAACCACCUAAAACCAGGAGCUUUGAUCUGUAUCCAUGAGGGCCUCCUUUAGGGGAAAACCAGCUGACGUUCCCAAAAGCUGCUGCGAUAGUAAAGAUCUGUGUGUUCAGAAUGAAAAUGGUAACCUGUGACCUGAGUUUAGUAAUUUGACCAAUAAUCUUGUACGAAUGGAUUAAAAUGGGUUAAAUAAAAUGUUUUAUAUUCCAGCCAACCACUGCACAGGGAUUCAGUGUGGGUCCACCGGUGUGUGUUUGGUUCUGAUCAGAGCUGUUUGUUAUUCUCUCGGCGUCGACUCUUAUAGAAGCUGUUUGUGAGGACUGCUGUAAUAACAUCCUGUCGUGUUGGCAUGAUGGUUUCUAUUUAUCUACUAUCUCUUUGCCCUCUUUGUAUGUAAACCAGUGCGUUGUUAGUGUUUUUAGGGGCAGCGAGUCAUCCGAUGAUCCCCUGAUACUGAUCCUACAGCGUGGCUGUAAAUGGAUACCAGAGCUUGCUUUAGAUCCACAUUGUCUCCACUGGGGAGGGUUUCCCUAAAGUAUCUCUGCUCUGUUCUCCAACAAAGGAACAAAAACAGCCAGGUGUGUUUGGAUCAUCACACCCAGACACAUCAAAUGUCUAACGAAGCACUUCUGACCUGAUAUCUGAGGAGGAACCUGAACCCGGAAACCUCCCAGAAACUAAAAUCAGGGCGUCAAAAUAUUUUCACAGAAUAUUAUAAAACCUCCUGAGCACAAGUUCAAAAUAUAAUCUGUUGGGCCUUCAGGGACCCCGUAGAUUAUCUUCCUGUUUGUUUGCACCAGAACUAAAAACAGAUUCAUUGUUUCUAGAGAGAAAAAAUGAAAUCAAUCGAAUGAUCAUAAAAUAAAAUCAAUGUUGUCUGAAGUACUUUUGUUUUUAUUUUUGAAUAUUAUAAAGUCUCCAUGGUCAAUCAAUAAUCAAACUGUGAUCAAUAUCAAUCUCAAUCUUCAACAAACUGUAAGAAAAGUUACACUGUUAUUAUGGGCAGAUAUUGAUCCAGAUAUUGAUUACCCAUAAUGCCUGUUUUAACUGAGUCUGUUGACUGUUGUCAGAAGAUGGAAAAUAAAUUACAGAAACCUUCA